Messenger RNA from Micropterus salmoides (largemouth bass), 2982 nucleotides. RefSeq names its product microfibril-associated glycoprotein 4-like. Bases 1639 to 2586 code for a protein of 315 amino acids. Gene Ontology annotation, biological process: elastic fiber assembly. The record is from RefSeq and is a predicted model, not a curated record. The transcript is spliced from 9 exons. NCBI's taxonomy places the organism in Eukaryota, Metazoa, Chordata, Actinopteri, Centrarchiformes, Centrarchidae.
GACGAUACGCAACUCUACCUAUCCUUCCCGCCAGGCGAUCCCACCGUCGACAUAAAGUUGUUACUGUGAUGUAGAGACAGAGCUCAGUUAAAACUUUAUGGAUGAAAGAUACUUUUGUUAUGUGAGUAAACUGGGUUCAUUUCUGGACAGAUUGUACUCUCACAUUUAAGAGGAAACUUAACAGGACAGACAAUAAGGCAAAGUUCACUUUACUUGCAUUAGUCAGGCAGGGUCAAAAUAACAUGUAAAUAGUAAGGGUGAAAGGCAAACAAACGACAAUCCGAUAAUCAGAAAAAGGUCCAGGAAACAGACCAACUGGGUCAUGGCAUGAGUGGAACAAACAAAAUCAAACUAUGAAUAGUAGACUGCAAGGCUGACGUGUUCAGACAGUCUGGCAAUGAACUAGUGACUAGGGGCUGGUAUAACUUCAGAGACUAAUGAGGAUAAUGAGCUACAGGUGAGGAGAUGGGCGGGGCAGCCAGGUGAAGGGAGUGAGGAGAUUGAUCAUGUCCUCACUCCCUUCACCUAGUAGGAGGAACAACUGGAAUCUGAAAUGAACUGAGACGUAAAAUGAAUCAGAUGACAUGAUGGAACUCACCUGUGAAACUAGGAGACAAAGUGUGUUCGUGUUGAGCGAGUCUGAUCUGAGGUCUGUUCACAGCUCAGAUCCACUGGAGCAGUUCAGCUGUUAUCUACCUGAUGAACAGCCUCUAACUCUAAAGGUCAGACACACUGUUAAAACGCUAACUUAGUUUUUUAGCAUUAAAAGGGAUUUUUAAGUUUUGCAGACUUAAAAUUCUAAAUUAUUAACAUUUGACGCAUUGACUAAGUCAGCCUAGCAAUUUAAAAAGAUUUUUUUUUAUCCAAAUUAUUUAUUUAAGUUGUGCUUCAGUUCUUGGGGUGAAAGUUUAGAAAACACAUAUGGCUUUGUUGUAAAAUUGUGGGAAAGCCAACUUUCACAGUUGAUGUUUGUCCUCCCACUUCUGACUGGCUGUUACGGAUCAGACUUGAGAGCACCCAGGCAGCUGACCCAGAAGAGCAGCAGACUAAAGAGCUUAUUGUGGGCAACCUCACUGUGUUCGAGGAUGAUUCAGCUCCUGCAAGUGUUGCAAACAUUUGUGAUGUCAUAGAAUAAGACAUCAUCAUCCAAGAUCUCUGACCUGCCUGAACAGCAUUUGUCUACCUCUCUAGACUGAUCUAUGCUUUAAACCUUAAAGGAACUGAGGUACACAUUUGAGACAAUUCAGAGAACCAAAUUCCAUGCGUGAAUCCAGUGUGUUCAGUUAUGAGCUGGUAGCGGACUGUUGGAUCCUGGACAGUUUUGAAUUUCACAAAUCUCUGUUGGCCGUUGUGUAAUAAUAUUUUAAUGGUUCAUAUAUUUUUAAUGAGAUGGAUCCUCCUCCACAUCUUCUGAUUUGCUUUUUUCCCUCUUUCUCUUAUUUUCAAAUUCCCUCUCUCAACCUUUCUUCUCUAACCCUCCCUCCAAGUUGUCAAGCUUUCUGUGUUCUCUGCUCCUUUUCUUUAUCUCAAGUUCCCUUUCCACCUGUCUUGUAGACACUACUUCUAUGCGCUGUUUUAUAUCAACCCAUGAGCUACCUCUUUUGGUGCAGAGUUGGUGAUCCAGUAUAAGGGCAAAACAUGGUACGAGUAGGAGAACGCCACCUGGCCCAGCUGGCCCAGACGUGCGACCCAUGUGAUCAUACUCAAUGUGUGCAGAACUCUGUCCUCAACGGGACGAUAUUGUGUUUCCCCAGUUUGUCCAACUCCACUCCUGUCCUGCAACACCAGAGAGACAUCAGGGACAUCAGAGCGUUCAGACACACCGACAUCUGGAUUUCAUCAACUCACUUCAGCAGAAAUCUGACAAUGAAGCUGGUAUCAGUCGUCUUCCUCCUCCUGGCUCCUCUGUUGAGCAGCUGCAAGCCCCUCGUCCUCCCACUGGACUGCAGUGACAUCUAUAACCAUGAUCGCAGUCGACCCAGUGGAGUGUACACCAUCUAUCCCAUCGGAGCCACCUCUGCUGUCCAGGUGUACUGUGACAUGGACUCACUAGGAGGACGGUGGAUGGUGUUCCAGAGGAGGAUGGACAGCACCGUGAACUUCUACAGGGGCUGGGAUCAGUACAAGAUGGGCUUUGGUAUCGCUGCUGGAGAGUACUGGCUCGGUCUUGAGACUCUCUUCCACCUGACUCUGAGGAAGAAGUACGAGUUGCUGGUCGACAUGGAGGACUUCAGUGGAAACAAAGCGUUCGCUCGUUACUCCUCGUUCUCCAUCGACCCAGAGUCCUACGGAUACAGACUGCAUGUAUCUGGAUUCAGUAAUGGAGGGGCAGGAGACUCAUUGAGUAUUCACAACGGACAGAAGUUCUCCACCUUUGACAAAGACCAGGACUCCUCCUCUAGCAACUGUGCCAGAUCAUACCUGGGGGCGUUCUGGUACAACAACUGUCACCAUACAAACCCCAACGGGGUUUAUCGUUGGGGGGCUGACAAGACCAUCUUUGCUGUUGGAGUGGAGUGGUACCAUUGGAAGGGUUAUGACUACUCCCUGAAGGCCAUCAGCAUGAAGAUCCGUCCUGUGCAGUAGUUCUCCAGGACCAACGUACAGCAGAAUAUCAGCAGCUGAUCUCUCUCUCAUUUCUUUCUCUUCUCUCAUUAAGCAUGUAAUCUCACAACGGGCCUUAUUUUCCUGAAACUGGGCACGAGCACAAUCCACCAGCAGCAGAACACCAACUCAGAUUAGUCCUUUUUGUUACCAUCUGUGUGUGUGAGCAGCUGCUGGCUGGAAAGUCUUCAGUCAAACAGCUGUUGGUGUAGAGAAAUGAGUCUCUGCUGGUUCAGAUGUUACCUUCAGUCUGCUGGCUGCAACUAAACACACUCAGCUUUAAAGUCAAACUCACUAGUUUCAACACAACAUUUGGUGGAGGUUUGAAACCCUAAUGUGAAUCAUUAUCUGCUGUACGCUGACAAUAAAUGAGAAGCU